Ornithodoros turicata is the source of this 1393-nucleotide messenger RNA. RefSeq lists its product as uncharacterized. Bases 63 to 620 code for a protein of 185 amino acids. The record is from RefSeq and is a predicted model, not a curated record. NCBI's taxonomy places the organism in Eukaryota, Metazoa, Arthropoda, Arachnida, Ixodida, Argasidae. The transcript is spliced from 5 exons.
UACUACAGAUAAGCUGGCGACGAUGGAAAAUUCGAUGGGGGUGUGUCUGCAACGGUGUGACAAUGCGUUCGGAUAAGACAAGGCUGGUCGCCGUGCGUCUGGUCUUUCGGCUGCUGCUUUUUACCAUGAGCCUGGCGACAACGGCAAGUUUUGCUGGACUGGCUCCACCGCUGGUGUUUCUGGAGAAACCAGGCAAGCCAGACAUUCCUUGGGGGCAGUGGCGACUCCGUUUUGAACUGUUCCUAUGUGCUUCGGGAGCUCAGGAUCUUCCAGCGGAGCAACGUAAAGCCAUACUGCUGCACUCGGUUGGGACCGAAGGGCAGCGUAUCUACUUUUCGUUGCCAGAAGUUGUUCCAGCGCUACAAUUGUCAGGAAGUGCGGCGUCGGAGCCAUCGGAAGAUGAGACAGCAAAGAAACCGACAAGUGCAAAAAUUCUUGUUCCAGUUGCAACUGUCGUGAGGUACGAGGGACUCAACCUUGCACUAAGGAGACAGCUACAGUGGGCUGCGGCAACAAACAGAAAUGACGAGAAUGCUUUGGAUGCAUCCCGUCGUGCAAGAUGUAUGAAGAGUACUUUUGUUACAGGCUCCCCUAUAAAUGAACUUUCUCACGUUGACUAAAGUGUUUCACUAAACGAUCACGAAAGUAAGGUCAAAGCUCUGCAACGUGAGUGUCGUGUUACGGCGCCUAUUUCGACAUGAAAUCCCUUUGCUUUCUUUUAUUGGAGUUUAGUUGCGGAUAUCACUUGUAAGCAGGUGUCAACAGCAUGAAGACUGAAAAGCGAAGAAUGUUGUACCUAACCAGGACACCCGCACAGAGUACGAGCAAUGGGUUGCGGCCACCGUCGCCGUCGCCUCUGAUAUAGGAAGAACACGGGAUUAUGCAAGUGUAGCAGUGAACCAAAAGUGUGGUACAGCUCACAAUCAGGCACAGUCAGGCAGUAUGGCAUCAGAAAACACCCUUCUGAAGGAGCUGCAACAAAACUCGUCCCUGGAAGGCAAGCUGUCUGGUUGUAAUGGCAUUGGCAGAAUGGGAGAGUAGUUUCUUUUCCUUGCGGGUGGAGGGAAAAGAAAUUUGCCUCCGUUGCCGUCUCCUCCAAUUUACUCUCCUCAGAUGUGGCAAACACAAUUUUUCUUCUGCUCCUGACCACCGUUGUUGCAGUCCUGCCAUCUCCUUGAAGGAACGUUUCCCUUCCAGCUGCUCAUGUUCCUGAUGAAGAUGCGGCUUACUACUGUGCCAACAGACCAACACAUUUGCAGAUCCCUGCCCUCGAUUAUAUAAUGCCUUCCAGUGUGUGUUGGUCAAGGUUUCACAACAGCUCUAAUAUGUGUACUAGAGUGAGGUCAGCGGUGACAUCAGGCAUCAUGUGUGAAAAAUAAAAGGUUCUAACUUU